This is a messenger RNA of Drechmeria coniospora, 3174 nucleotides long. RefSeq lists its product as uncharacterized. The transcript has 5 exons. Gene Ontology annotation, molecular function: serine-type endopeptidase activity. NCBI's taxonomy places the organism in Eukaryota, Fungi, Ascomycota, Sordariomycetes, Hypocreales, Ophiocordycipitaceae. The record is from RefSeq and is a predicted model, not a curated record. The coding region runs from base 1 to 3174 and encodes 1057 amino acids. Gene Ontology annotation, biological process: proteolysis.
AUGGCAACAACACGUACCGAGAAUGAAUGGACCAAUGCGAGUCCAACGGAGAGAUCGCCCGGUAUACAAAUCAUCGACCACAUCGUGUCGACACUGCCACGUCCCGUCUCCACGACGGACCAUCCAUCGUUUGUCGAAUAUAUUAAACAAUUGUAUCACGGUUUUGUCACGGCGAUCACCAAAUCCAAGGAUUUGGGUGCUCACGACGCCGUUCGAACCAUCCUUCAAGCCGAAGAAUACAAGCACUAUAUUGACGACUGCGUUCGAUGGAGCCUACUUUUGUUUGCCUGCAAACAAAACCAAUCUCAACGCGGAGAUAUUCUCAACGACGAGGGCAGAACUGAGUUGGGCAAGCUCUUGAUCCAGAUAAACCCCGUGUUGGCAUUCCAAAGAUCCGGGCACAGCCCGAUAACGGGGGAGUUUAUCGAUGGUGGUAAAGGGAUGAUGGAUAAAUUCAACUCGGCAGGCACCCAGCACCAAGAGGUCCCGUUGACAGAAUUUGAAUGGAAAUGCUCAAGCAAAGCACAUCUACAUCACAAACAAGCUUUGCCCAGGGCCAAGGAUUUGUCACCUUUCGAACACGCUGUGAGAAGCGGCAUGCUGCCCCUUGUCGAUAUUCUCUUCAACCAACUACAAAAUUCCGCUAUGAGGCAGCACGUGGACCGAGGGUUUGAAGAAGAGAUUUGUGAUGCACUGGAGCUCGCCAUGAUGAAGUUCGACUGCGACUCUGAGAACAUGCAGAUAUACAUGAGCAUCAUUGAACGAAUAUUGAACUUCAACCAGCGAAUUGAACAGAGUGAAAGGUUUUACAAACUUGCCGUGACGAAAAAAUUAUGGGCAGUAGCAGAGAAAAUUCUGCGUUUAGCACCACGAGAUGCGACAUCGUUAACUUGGAUCAUAAACAUUCUGAGGUUUGACACUGCCACGGUGGCGAACGCGACGCUCGACAUGUACGGAAUCGGCGACUGCUUCAGCCUCAAGGUUGCAACAUGGAUCAUGGAAAAUAACCGGGAAGACGUAUGGACGUGGAGUAGAAGCCAAAAAGCAGCGAGUAAUCUGAUAAGAUCGUCGCGGGAAGUGGCCAGGACACUGUUGACAACGGCGGUUGCGUUUGAUAGAACAUGGGGAGCAGGCAGAAUCUUGGAACUUUCCCCAGGCGCAUUUGAUCGAGACGUUGUAUCAAACCUCAUCCGCCUCGGCCGUUGGGACAUGUGGGAAACAGAUUCGGUCCAAACGGCCUGGGAAUCACUCAAGCGUAUCGACCCGGGCCUCGAUUUUCUCACAGAAGCUGUCAGGUGGCAGCAAUACAAAUUUGUGGAGAGCUUCGUGAAUGAGGACCCAAUGUCGGCCAUCAAAGGGACGGAUCUCGAGCCCUCUCUAUCAAAUAUGCCUGAGGACCGAAGCGUCGUUCCGCUGUGGCACAACAACUUUGUCGAGUCCGGCAAAGAGUGGAAGCGUAGGGAAACUCCCUGCAAGGAUAUAAGGAGGAAGCUUGUUAAUGCAUGCAUCAAAGUCGUUGACAACAUGCAGGCACUCCGGCAGAUAUUGGAGAGAUCAAAUGAUGGGGAGCUUUGCUUUGAAACCUCCAUGGUCACAACCAGAAGCCACACAUUCAGCGGGUUCGUCCAGAGCUUGACAAAACAAAAUGCUACCCAUCUCGAAGGGCUGAACUAUGAACAGACACUCCGGUAUGCCAGAUUUCCAGACCUUGGCUUGGAGAGCCAGAAGGGUGAAGAUCCCGAUGUCGACCUACUCCAAGAGAAUGACGAAGUGUUUCAAAUUCUCGACUGGCUUCGCGAUACGCACAUGGUGCAGGAAAUUAUUCAAAUUCAGGUCUUGGAUCGGAUGUACAAGCCACAUGACGAAGCACGCAUUGGCGGUUAUUUAGACAAGUUCCACGUGGCCAUUCUUGACUGGAAGUGCUUGGACUUCGCCCUCAGCGUUGAUGUUAUCACACCCAAUACGAGAAAGAAUCUCAGAGAGCUAUACCUCUACUGGAGCGGAAAGCGAGCGGUCAUGAGCCACUGGCUGAGUGUAGGGGGGAUUACUACUCUGGAAAAGGACACAUUGAACGCUCGCAAAAAGCGGGAGCUGCUGAAUCUUGCCAAGUGUGGAUUAAAAGUACUCGUCAAGGAGAAGCCGAGACUGAUGACUUACGUGCAUGACCGAAAAUGGAUUACGAAGGCAGGUGUCACGAAAAAGCAUCGUCCCCAUUUAGCGGAGGUGGCGAUUCCAAAACUGUGGCCGUUCAUCAAGGGGUACAGAUCGUACGUGCCGUCACCAGGGAGCCCCUGGAGGCCAACCAAGAUUGCCGUCUUGGACAGUGGCAUCAUGAGCGUGACGGAAUCGAAGCCGAAGAAUGAAGAGGAUGGGCUCGGAGGACGCGUUAUGGAGGAUAUAUUGAGUAGAAUUCAGAAAGGCAGGUCGUUUGUCAAUGAGGAUCUCCACAUGGGGUCAUGGCACUUUGCGUCAGAUGCUCAUGGCACACAGAUGGCCAACCUCAUUGGUGCCGUCGACCCCGGUUGCCAGUUCUUCGUGGCACAGGUCACGGAGAUCAGGAACGGUGUUGAGCCGAGCCGUGUCGUCGAGGGAAUCCUGUGGGCCAUCGAGCAAGAGGUGGACAUCAUCUCGAUGAGCUUUACAAUACCCGAGAUGAACACUCAACUACAAAACGCAAUCGACGAAGCCUACAGGCUCGGAAUCGUCAUGCUAUGCAGCACUCAUGAUGAGGGCUACAACCAGAGAGCCGCCUAUCCAGCCGACUGUAAGGAAACGAUCGCAAUCGCCGCGGCAGACGAGUACGGCUCGGUGACGAACCGCACCUCGUCCAGCUACGACUUCCGCCUCCAGGCCACCAAUAUCCCUGCGGGUGACAUACAGUACGUGGAAGCGGAGAAGACGGUCUCCGGGAGCUCCGCGGCCACCGCAAUCGCGGCCGGCCUUGCCUGCUUGAUACUGUCAUGUUACCGCAGUGAGCAGCAAGACUUGCCGGGGGGUACCAGAUGGAAGUCGCAUCUUGUUAUGAAGAUUUUCAGCUCCAUGACGGAUGAUGUCGAAAGGAAGUAUAUUAAACUUGAAAAGUUUUGCGGUCUUCGAGAGCGGCAGCGGAAUGGCGAGCCGGUCAUCGUGGGGGACAUGGUGCAUGACAUAUUUGGGAGAGAAGUCUACCUGUGA